AUGGAAAGGGAAAAAUUAAAGUUUGUUAUAAAAACCCAAAGAUGUUCAUAUGUUAAAGCUCAGCUGAAAUGUAGUGACUUAUGUUCUUGUGAAAGUUGCAGCAGCAUUGUAGCAGUGGAUGAGGACAUAAUCCUAACAGAAAAUGAAGGUGAUUUACUUGGCAACAACGAUGAUGACAGUGAUGAUGACGAGUUACUAAUUAUGUAA
Messenger RNA from Paramuricea clavata, 207 nucleotides. Lineage: Eukaryota; Metazoa; Cnidaria; Anthozoa; Malacalcyonacea; Plexauridae. The record is from the annotation of a GenBank genome assembly.